AUCAUAAAGAUUAAAGUUUAAAGUUUUCUAUCAAAUCCACUCAGAGUUCUCGACUUCUCAACAAGAUGGGAUUACCUCAACUAAAACUAACCAACCCACCAUCAACUUCAACAACAAACACUUCAACCACAACAAAUCCAAUCUCAAUGAAACAAAUCGAUCCAUCCCAUGAACCAUCGACUUCAACUCUUUCAAUCAAACUCAACAAUCCUUCUUCAUUUCAUCAAUCUAAUCUAUCAUCAUCAUCAUCAUCAUCAGAUUCCAAUCAUCAAGUUCCUUCACACAACCCAACCACAUCCCUCAACCCAUCCUCAAACCCAAUGAACCCAACCGAUUCCCACCAAACCCAAACCCCUCACCAACCCCAACCGCAAGACAUAAUCGAAGAAAACCCAGCCCAAGAAGCCGAAGAAGAAGAAGACCAAGAACCGAUUGAAAUCUUUGGAACCUCACCCAUAGGAAUCAUAGGCAAAACCAAACCAAGAGCAAUUGUAAGAAUCGAACGAGAUUAUUCUGCAAAAGGUGCGACUAGUGGACGAGUUCAGUUUUGGGAUGGAUGGGUUACUGAACUUGAAGGAAGAAUUACUCCACUUCAAUUACAAAACACUUUGAAUGAUUUGAAUGGGAUCUUAGCAUCGGCUUAUGAUCCUUAUAAAUCGAUUUUAGAUAAUACGUUUUCGGUUUUGAGUUUGUAUCUUUUACCUUUGAUUAUUACUCCUCAUUACAAAAAAGAAAUGAUCAGGUUCACACGUACCUUAGAAUUAGUUAAUCAAAGUUUAUUGAACCCAGUAGGUUUAAACCUUUUACAUCCUCGUAAGGUCGCUUUCUUAUUCCUUGAAAUUGAGUAUUAUUGAAGUUGUUAUGAACAGUUUAGGUUUUGAUUUAUUCAUUUGAACUUAUUUAUUAUUAUUUAUCUCUAUGAAGGCUCAUCAAUUAUUUUCAUAUUAAAUUCAAAGAUAAAUCUUUCUGCAAACAAAACAUUAAACUUUUUUUUGUAUUGAAACCGGUUUCUCUUUCUUCUUCUGUUGCUAUCGUUUUUGUUUUGCAUUUCUUAUCUUUUCUCAAACCGAUCUGUUUUCCAUCUUAUCAUUUUGAUUUAAUUCGUUAAACCUUUUUCUGUAACCUUUGUAGUUUUUUUACUUCUUUACUUUAUAUCUUUGUAUGACUUUUGAUAAUUUUUGGAUUCUUUGUUACUAUAUCAUCUAUACAAACGAUUAACUUUUUUUCUUUUCGAAUGGGGUUUCUAAAUUUUAUCUUUGUAAGACUUUGACUUUUUGAUGAAGUUUAAGCACUCAAGAUCUUUUACCUGAUUGAAUUCUAUACACAUUUUCAGGAACGUACAAGAUUAUAAACAUUGAAAUUAAUUUUUGAAGAUACAAAGAUUUGCUCAAC
Molecule: messenger RNA, 1392 nt
Organism: Melampsora larici-populina 98AG31
Lineage: Eukaryota; Fungi; Basidiomycota; Pucciniomycetes; Pucciniales; Melampsoraceae
Exons: 4
Coding region: 66-854 (262 amino acids)
Biological process (GO): peptidyl-L-cysteine S-palmitoylation; protein targeting to membrane
Cellular component (GO): endoplasmic reticulum palmitoyltransferase complex; extrinsic component of endoplasmic reticulum membrane
Source: RefSeq, a predicted model, not a curated record